CUUGCACCAAGAUGCUGAACAUCAGUGAGCUGCCUUUGCAGCUCCUGCCUUCCAGGCCCUCAGACAGGCUUCUGCAGCCUUUCUGGGAUUAUUUGCUUUUUCACCACCUGCCUCUCGUAUCAUCUCCUUUUUUCCCGGUCCUACUUGCUUUUUCCAGUUAUUUCUUCUUCAGUAUACCUUUCGCUGUGCUGGACCUCCUGGGAGAAAAGGUGCCUUCCAUGUAUCAGUACAAGAUCCAACCAGACAGGCAGCCAACAGUGGGGAUGAUGGUGAAGAGCUUCCUCAAGGCGCUGUAUAACCACAUCUUCUUUGUUAUUCCAUCUGUAAUAAUCAGCAUGUUCAUAUUGCCUGUACCAACUCUGCCACAUGAGGCUCCUACUCUGUGUGAGGUUUUCAUCGAUGGACUGGCUGUGCUUCUCGUCUUUGACACGCAGUACUACAUUUGGCACUUCAUACAUCACAAGCAUCCGCAGCUUUACCGCUGGAUCCACGCCAUCCACCACGAAUACGUGGCGCCCUUCUCGUGGUCGACCGAGCAGCUCAGCAUCCCAGAGCUGAUGACCGUGGGACUGUGGAGCAACCAGGACCCUAUUGCUUUAAAGUGUCACCCGCUGACCACGUGGUGCGUCACGAUCUUCAGCAUCUGGAUGUCCGUGGAGGACCACAUAGGCUACGACCUGCCGUGGACCCUCAACCACCUGGUGCCUUUUGGUUUGCUGGGUGGUGCUCCGGCUCAUGACAUGCACCACCAGAAGCCGAGCAGCAACUACGCUCCUUUCUUCAGUCACUGGGACAUCAUCUUUGGCACCAGCGUUCCUCUGAAGAAAAAAACUUUGAGAUCAUGGUAACAACUGAAAAUAGUAGUUUAUUUGUUAUUGUCUCUUUGUUAAAUCAAUUUCCAUUAUUUUUCUAUCUGCAUUGUCUAUAAUUUUGUAAAACUUUUCUUUGUGAGGCAGAUUUCUUGUGAAAUUCAAUGAGAAAUUUGUAUUUUGUUUUGUUUAUGCAUUCAAUAAAUGGUUGUUUAUU
Messenger RNA from Hippoglossus stenolepis (Pacific halibut), 1026 nucleotides. It is a transcript of the gene ch25hl1.1, whose product is annotated as cholesterol 25-hydroxylase like 1, tandem duplicate 1. The coding region runs from base 12 to 848 and encodes 278 amino acids. Gene Ontology annotation, biological process: sterol biosynthetic process; cholesterol metabolic process. The transcript has a single exon. The record is from RefSeq and is a predicted model, not a curated record. Lineage: Eukaryota; Metazoa; Chordata; Actinopteri; Pleuronectiformes; Pleuronectidae. Gene Ontology annotation, molecular function: steroid hydroxylase activity; iron ion binding; C-4 methylsterol oxidase activity.